AUGCCCUAUAAUCCUCCUGACGAGGCCAACCCUGCGGGCGUUGGUUAUAUCACCCACAAGUCAAUCAUCGAACAUGAGGCAGGGCUUGAUACCGAUAUCAUAAAGAAUCGCGUUUUUAAGAUCAUCAAUGGAAACAUCAUGAAUCCAAUCAACACUUUGCCAGUCUCAUACAAGCUUGUUCCCCAUUACUCGCAGAUGACUCUUGCUCAUCCAACACCCCUCCACAAAGCGUUUGAAGUUUGGUGCCCACUCCGUCUGCGUCACUAA
Penicillium malachiteum is the source of this 267-nucleotide messenger RNA. RefSeq lists its product as uncharacterized. The transcript has a single exon. The record is from RefSeq and is a predicted model, not a curated record. The coding region runs from base 1 to 267 and encodes 88 amino acids. Gene Ontology annotation, molecular function: primary methylamine oxidase activity; quinone binding; copper ion binding. Lineage: Eukaryota; Fungi; Ascomycota; Eurotiomycetes; Eurotiales; Aspergillaceae. Gene Ontology annotation, biological process: amine metabolic process.